This is a messenger RNA of Drosophila subobscura, 816 nucleotides long. RefSeq lists its product as uncharacterized. The record is from RefSeq and is a predicted model, not a curated record. Lineage: Eukaryota; Metazoa; Arthropoda; Insecta; Diptera; Drosophilidae. The transcript has 2 exons. Bases 74 to 676 code for a protein of 200 amino acids.
UAUCCCUAGCCCCUUCUCUAUUGUUCUGUCGAAUAAACACACGUUCAAAAUCAAACUCAAGAAUUUGGUGAACAUGGGUAGACCUGACCACAAACAGAUGCUGCAGAAUCGCACCAAAUCAUGGGGCAAGAAGAAGUUCAAGCCCGCUCCGUUUGUACGCAACAGGGCACCGGCACCCCUUCCCGAUCCCGAGGAGACAGCCCAGCCGUGGCAACAUGUGAAGAGCGAUAUUAUAGACGAUGCUGCGGAGGCGGGCUACGCAAACCGCCUGGAUGCGGACAGUGAGAAGGCGAAGGAGUUCCGGAGGCAACGGGAGCAGAACCACAGGCGAAGCAUAAUCGAGGCUACGCGCAACGAGACAACCACGUGGGAAUCCUUCGAAGAUGAGCCCACACCUGCGAUAGGUCCAAAGGGGGAAUUGCCAACCAACACCGAGAACUUUACCUUCAAGGAACGCGACUUCUAUCGCAGAAAACUGACGCUCGGCGUUUCCAUGGCCAGACGGAAAGCGAGCCUAAAAACUGCCAUCGAAGAUCUGACCAGAAAUGGCGUGAAGGCGCCAGCACAUCCGGCUCCAGUGCAGCAGAAAGCCAGGGUGAAGAAGGUCAAGCCGAAGAAGGAGUUGACGGAUGCCAUGAGGAACAACCCAUUCCAGAAGCAGAGCAUUGAAUAUUAGUCGUGGCGUGUGUGUGUGGGGGGACAAAAUCAGAAAUGUAUACACAACAUUACUACACGCUUUAUGUAAAUCUUAGACAUAGUGGUACAAAUACAUGUGGAAUAGGUCUGCAAAAAUAAUAAAUAAACUAAACAAAAUGA